GAGCCGAUCAUUCGCCCAAGUCGCUCAGUCAGUUGAAGCGAUCCAAGAGGUGCGCGCGUGCGGAGUUGCCAGAGCUGUAAUGUUUUCGUGGUUAUCAGUGACAGUGACAUGCAUGUCGGAAUCGGUACCAACCCCAAAACCGGCCAGUCAACCCUGACCGACGCCCACAACCAGUUCAGACCCCUACCGGUACCCCCAGAUCAGAACGCACUCGUUACAAGCCGCCACAACAACGAUGGUACCUCACUCAGAAGUACCACUCGGCCCUAUCAGUUCAACAAGUCCAAUUCUUUGGGGAACCUGAGCUUUAUAAACGUGGUAGGCCUGCCGUGCCAUCCAAGACAGACGUCGGUACCCUCGUCGACGACCAGGAAGGGUACCAACGGUACCAUCCUGCCGAUCCACUGCAGAAAUGCAUCGGAACCGACUACUAAGGUACCACAACACAUGAGUUUGACCAACAAUGUUCACGGUACCGCGGUGAAAGGUGGUACCUACGCCGAACCCAGCUGGAGCGGUACCCCAAGACUGAGUGGCGUGCCAUCCUCGUUAACCCCUAGAGAUCAGACCGUCGCAAGACCUAAUUAUGCCGGUACCACACUUGGUACCGAUGCGAACCAAACGAGGGAUAACGUGAGUAACGUCAACGUCAACUUCUACAGGGCUGUACCUAUGAAUGUGAUGUCUUCAGUGCCUACUAUCGAAUGUUUGAAUAAUCAGACUGCGAAGAAUGUUUCGAACGUUCAGAUAAUGCCGCUAAGUGGUUCAGGUACUGAUAGAAAUUCAGGUGGUACCUCGGUCGGUGUGUGUAGAACAUCUAUAACGAGUUGUCAAGUAACUGUAGAACAGUCUCCCACGCAUGUUAUUAGUUCUUCUGCGAACGAAACGGUGUCAAAUGUUUAUUUGCCAAGUAGGACUGUUGCACAAAGAACCUUCACGUCAACGGAGGCUCAGACUGAUGACAGUUCCUUAGGUUAUGGAGAUGUGGGUAACAACAAGGAGAGGAGACGUAGGGAGAGGAGAGAGAGGAGGCACAACCGCAGGGCUAAUCCUGUACAAUCCAGACCAACCACAGGAGAAACAAGCUUGCAAAAUUCCAGUUCUUCAACCCUUCCAGAUAUUUUGGACAGCCAUUUACCACCACCUUACACUACUCACCCUAACACCUUGCAAAGGAGUCAAGUGGCGCCGAUUCCUCCACCUUUAAGGACUAUACCUCAUUUGGGGAUGGUCCCUCAGCCUCUUCUGAUACCCUCUCAGCAGAUUUUGGGCAGCUUGGUGCCUGCUCCAAGUGUUGGACCCGGUUUGAUGCCUCAUCCAAGGCCUAGGACUGCUCUGCAGAGUACAGUGUCUAACAGCGGUGUCCCGCAUGUGUCCUAUCCUCCUUCUAAUGUGAUUUCCGGCCAAAUUCCCAUAGUGCGAAAUGUACCAGAGAACAGUUCUGGAUUUAGGUAUGCUCUGCCUGUUGGACAGUUCAGUAGAGAUCACUUUUCUGAAGAAACCCCAAAAAGUUGCUGUGGCGUGUUGACUUGGAAACCUGGAUCUCUAAAAUGGCUGCUAGCAUCAGUGGCAUUAGUAGCAGUAGGCUGUGUUUUAGUAGGAACUGCUUUGGGCACCAUGAGGCCUGCUGGCAGAGACCAUUUUACGAUAGCUUUGUUGAUGAUCGGAAUUGGAAUAGUAUUAGUGACAAUUAGUGGAAUAGCCUGGCGACUAGCAUCACAGAACGCAACAUCAUGCAGGACCAUGCUAGGAAUAGGAUCUUUGGAAUCUGUGGACGUCUGUACGAGGAGGUUCGUCCCAAGGCUACCACCAACCUAUGGUCGACCUCACCAUCCUUACGCUGCUAUGAUGUACCCUGAGUUCCAAUACAGGCCACCUCCCCCUACUUAUCAGGCUUCGAUGCAAGAAUAUAGGUUGAGGUUGCUGCUGAUAGAUAGAGGAGGCACACCGCAGAUACAGUCUGGUGCUCAGAACGCUGUGGCUCCACCACCCACCUACAGGAGUCAUUCUGGGAGUUUGAUAAGGGAUCAAGCGUCGACAAGAAACGACGCAACAUGGUCAGAAUACAGCUGUCCACCAUCCUACAGGUCUCAAGCCCAAUUGGGCUCAAUAGCAGACUCAAUUUCAGUCCACACCAGAGAUCCAUCGCUGACAGUCUCCGAGAGGGCCAACGACAACAAUGUGGAGGUGGUGAGCAUCCUCAGAGAGGCGCAGGAAGAAGUCAACCUGGAAGGAACGAAGACGGAACAAGAGACCAACCGGUAUAAGUUGAUACUGGAAGACUGCGGUGGCAGUUUUGAGACAGACAAGGAGGAUAACUUAGUGACGAUUGUACAGACAGACGAACGUAGUCCGGUUAUAGUAACAGUUAGUGGUAGUUCUAGUACGGAUAAUACGAGUAGUAGUAACAAAUUACCAAGUGAGAUUCAGAUCCUAGCCCAUUUAUAGUAGUGCAGUUUAUUCGGAUUUUUAGAUGAUUUGAGGGAAAAAAUAAAGAUGGAAUAGGUUAGGAAAUCCUCUCCAGCAAUACGGGAAUUACUAUCUCCUAAAAAACCUUACUGCGGCAAUUAACUCGCUGUUGAGAUGAACUGACAAUAGCCAAUGGCUGAGUUCAGCAAAAAGAGCAGUUGCAAAUCUGAUCCCCUGAGCGCUCUAAGAUCCUAAAGUUUAAAGAGUGGGACUAACACGUCAUCCGGUAUCCGUAUCACCAUUGGCCAAGGUCUAUAGAUUAGACGUCGCCUCGUAACUUGCAACCAAUCAGCGUCAACCAUUCGUGACGUCAACCGGUAUCCCCUAUCAACUUGAAAGUUACGAGGCAACCUGUCUAAUAUAUAGAUCUUGGCGCUCACUGAUCAUAUUCGUUCAGUGGAAAUUCUUCCAACUGUUGUAUUUGCUGAAUGCUGUAAACUUUUAACAAGCUAACAGAUGACGUUUACUAUGAAGGAGAUGUGUGACAGCUGAGCGAGCAUUUUAAGUAACGGCUAAGUAAACUUUCCCAUAACCUUUCAUUGGGUACUUCAACGAAGAAAGCCAAAAAAAAAUUCAAAAGCUACACCACAUAGGGUAGACAUAGAAUAGAAUGUUCUACUAAGUAUGUCUAAGGGUUAUACUUAAAUGUGACGUGAUUCGCUCUGAUUGGUGUUUUAGAUAACAUUGCUGAAACAUUCUAGAAACUCGCCAAAUUAUUCAUAUUUUUCUUAACUUCCAAUUUGGUUAACCUUUCAUAAUAAGGACCAACAAUGCUCCAUUUUUGGAGACCUAUAUCUUGCCUAAAAUUUAAUUUCGACAAAUGGCUCUCCUGUAUCUGCGAUUUCUAAAAAGAAAAACAACAUUUUAAAACAGAGUUUUCUAUUGUUCCUAGACGUGAUCUAAUCAGGUUUUCACUUAACGUUUUGCCUACGACUGCUGAAGAAAAUUUUCAGAAGUUUCAAGGUCUUAAAUUAUACUACAGCAUUAUUUUUUUUCGAGCCUUUUUUCAUAUAUUCAGUCCUAGAUUUUCUGCCGUGAAAUAAUCUUACUUUUUUCCUUGUUUCCGAUUAGUUUCUCUGACUUAGGCAUCUAAUUAUCUGCAUAACGUUAAUAAUAUUACGAAAAAGGCCGAAGAAGCGCUGUGAAGAAAAGCACCAAGCAACAAAAGAUUCCUCAAUCUUAAGAAAUAUGCCACUUUUUACACUCCUCAUCUUGUCAGAGAUUCCACCAAAUGACUCUUCUACAUUGUACCGUUUUUAUUAAAUUCAAAGCCAUUUGAAUGCCAAAUUAGUUCGAAGGCAAAACACCAUACCUUUUUUCAGUGCCUUUUUCAUCCUCUAUAAUUCCUUGUUUAUACAUUUCUAGAUUUUCUACCGACUGCCAUGCCACUUUUCUUUUUUUCCUUAUUUCUGAUUUCCUUUUCAAGUUAAUUUUCCUCAUUUGUCCAAUAAUAUCACGAAAAGGGCACAAAGGAUUUCAAGUAAUUAUAAGAAAAAAGGCACAAUGUACUUCACCGAAAAAAAGUUUAUUAUUUGAAUUGACAUCAUCCUUUUUUCCAAAACUUGUUAAAAUUAUAAAUUCACUGAUUCUGCCUAUUUGCCUUAUAUUAUUUUGGGAAAAUAGGCACGAUGAAAUAAGAAUUUUAAGUUCUUUAACAGAACGUACGUUUUGAGAGAUGAAUUUUUGAUCGAACAGAAGAAAGGUUUGAAAGAUAAAAUAUCAGCCUCGAAGAAUUCGAAAAGUAUUAUAAAUUAGUUAAUUGCUAACUAAUUAGAAAACCACAAACUUCAGUGUCCAUUUGUUAUGUUUGUUAUAGUCCUUUUUUCGGACUUUUACAUAUUUCUUGGCGUAUGUUGAGAAUCUUUUCACAAAAAUUAUCCUUGAAACAAAAAUAUGUUUGUAUAUAUCCCAUAGAAUUUCAUUACAAAAAAAUCCAUAAAAUUUUGUACAUACUCCAUACCAACAUCAAAUGAAAAUGGGCAUCACAAACUGAGCUCAAAACCCCAAACCAGUUUAAAUAUUUUUAUCGUUAUAUUUUCUGAGAAGGCUUUAAAAACCUAUUAUUUCUACUUCUAUUCAAGUUUCCUGUUCGACAGAGCUCUACUUUCGUACAAAUUCGAAUAGACUGUACUGUAUAAUAGGAUUAAUUCAACAGUAUUGAUAUUAAAAAUAGUGUAUAUUUUUUACAUGUAUAUUACAUACUCGUGUGUGCCUAUAUAUCUGUAGAUAUCCAGAUAUUUUAUAUGAAUUUUAGUGUGGAAUAGAUUAAAUAUAUCAGAAAGUUUAA
Harmonia axyridis is the source of this 4756-nucleotide messenger RNA. RefSeq lists its product as uncharacterized. The record is from RefSeq and is a predicted model, not a curated record. The transcript is spliced from 4 exons. The coding region runs from base 109 to 2448 and encodes 779 amino acids. Lineage: Eukaryota; Metazoa; Arthropoda; Insecta; Coleoptera; Coccinellidae.